Aspergillus ibericus CBS 121593 is the source of this 1200-nucleotide messenger RNA. RefSeq lists its product as uncharacterized. The record is from RefSeq and is a predicted model, not a curated record. NCBI's taxonomy places the organism in Eukaryota, Fungi, Ascomycota, Eurotiomycetes, Eurotiales, Aspergillaceae. The transcript is spliced from 3 exons. The coding region runs from base 1 to 1200 and encodes 399 amino acids.
AUGGCGUCCCCAGCAGACCUUGUGAAUCAAGCCCUUGCACUAUCUGCUGCCAAUGCCGAGCUCACGGCUGAAGUUAGUCAGUUGGAGCAGCGCAAGGACACUCUCGACGGGCAAUUUCCGCGAGAGCUGAAUACCUUGAACUCCGCUAUCUACUCAGUCCACGCCCUCGGCCAUGCCCUAGAAGGGGAUCCAGAUCCAGUGGCCAGGCUCACUGGCCUGGUUAGGAACGCCUUGCGACCAAGCCCUUCUGUACACCUACAGGCGGAGAGAAUUACCAACUGCGACAAUAUACUGCAGCACCAGAAGGGCCCGGGCAUAGUGAAGAUUCUCGAUCUCAAAGCUUUUGGCGCAGCCUUCCACACCAUCCAACAAGUCAACAGGACGGUCUCCCACCUCGUCGUCCAGGCCAAAGACAUGACGGCUCAUGCCGCACACCUGGCCCAUAAAGCCACCGAGCAACUCACCAUGUGUGAGUCGACCACGCGCACGUUGAACUGCAUCCGGGAACAAUCCGAGGGGCAGCUCCGUCAUCUCGAUGCCAUGAUGGCUCGUUCUAAAAGUCAGUUGGACUCGGUGAAUUCAGCAGCCACUGCCGUGGGCAAUUCCGCCAGAUACCAUGACAGAAGGUCGGACGAGCAUGCAGACACGUUGGCUAGCACGUGGUGGAUUCCGGUGGUACAGUUGGUGACUGUGCCAGUGUCCGUCAUUGGAACCAUACGUCAUCACGAGCGGGCCACCGCACUCAAACAACAGGAGUCCCAGUAUCGAUCUAGAAUUCGCACCAUGGAGGCUGAAAAGAAGGACGUGGAGAUUAGAAUUGACCGUCUCCACGAGGCCUUGGGUAAUCUUUCACAGGCAGGGAAGACCUGUUCGGAAGUCGAGAGGGAAUCGACUCGCCUGAAGGACCAAUCUGUGGUUCUCUGCGAGCAGCUCUCGACCAUGUCAUCGGCGAUGCGGUCCGUGUUGGAUGCCAUGGAAUUGGUGGAGGUGGAUCUGGACCCGCCUGAUAUGCAGUCGCUUUCGCUGCAAUUCGUGGAGUCUUUGCGCUCUUUGUUGGAGGAUCUUCAUCAAUCCGGAUUUCUAGCCGAUGCCAAUCGCCCUUUGCUUGAACGGCUGCGAUCGAUUCAAACUCCUUGUGAUCAGGAUCGGUAUAGCGGACUACCAUCGACCUCCAAUGGCUGGGAGCAUGUGAUAUGGUGA